Lachnellula hyalina is the source of this 4410-nucleotide messenger RNA. RefSeq names its product tRNA (guanine-N(7)-)-methyltransferase (gene trm8). Gene Ontology annotation, molecular function: tRNA (guanine(46)-N7)-methyltransferase activity; phosphatidylinositol binding. Gene Ontology annotation, cellular component: intracellular membrane-bounded organelle. The coding region runs from base 1 to 4410 and encodes 1469 amino acids. Gene Ontology annotation, biological process: tRNA modification. Lineage: Eukaryota; Fungi; Ascomycota; Leotiomycetes; Helotiales; Lachnaceae. The record is from RefSeq and is a predicted model, not a curated record. The transcript has 8 exons.
AUGGCGGGCUCUGCAAAUAAAAAGCAGAAGAGAGUAGACUACAAGAGUGCUCGCGAAGGUGGUGAUACGACAGAGCUGCCCAAAAAGAAGUUUUAUAGACAGAGAGCCCAUGCCAAUGUCUUCUCCGACCACAAUUUGGUGUAUCCUAUCAGUCCUGGCCAUAUGGAUUGGUCGCCCUAUUUUCCUCAUUUCGUCGAGCCCUCAACUACUGGAGCAAAUAGGGAAGUCGAGGUUGAACAGCAAGACACCAGCGCAGACCUACAGGCCGUUGCAGCAAGUGAAGAAUCCGCUACAAAUACAGGAGAUAUAAGAAGGUUGACGAAGGACGUGGAGGUCGCUGACAUUGGGUGUGGAUUCGGAGGGCUACUUGUUGCUCUGGCUCCUAAGCUGCCCAAUACCUUGAUGCUAGGCAUGGAAAUCAGGAUGCAAGUGGCGGAAUACGUCCAAGAGCGGAUCAAAGCUUUGCGAGUUCAAAGGGCAGAUGAUGGUCUAUAUCAGAAUGCGGCAUGUCUACGAGCAAACAGCAUGAAGUUCCUUCCCAAUUUCUUCAAGAAGGCACAACUGUCAAAGAUCUUCCUCUGUUUCCCAGACCCCCACUUCAAAGCUCGCAAACACAAGGCUCGGAUUGUCUCUACAACGUUGAACUCGGAGUACGCUUAUGUUGUACGUCCAGGGGGCGUGGUGUACACAAUAACAGAUGUGGAAGAUCUGCACCUCUGGAUGGUGGAGCACUUUGACAAGCAUCCGUCAUUUGAAAGGCUGUCGGAGCAGAAUCAGGAAGCAGAUCAGUGUGUUGAAGUCAUGAGGAUGGAGACAGAGGAGGCAGGUAUCGCCAGUUUUAUCGCUUGGGGUUAUGCCGUCAAUUGGAUUCCGGCGCUGCGCUGGGCAGGAUACGCCUUUGUCGCAGGUCUCGUUCUGCCAGUCGUUGGACUGGUCGCAUUACUGCUACUUACCUCGAGGGGGAGCCAGUAUGGGGGGAGAAAUACUUUGAUUCGACCAAAAGGUCCUGCCUUUCUCGCCGCGAAAUCAUGGGACAAGGAAAUCGCUGCCCUUCGAAGCCGGCAGGCAUACCAUUGGCAACCCCUCUACCCCGAAGAUUUCAAAGUAUCGAACGCGUUGGACGAGCUGUUGGAAUUCAUUCUGCGGGACUUUGUGAACUCCUGGUAUUCAAAUAUAAGCCAGAAUCCGGUCUUCAUCAAUGAGGUGGACAAGACUAUCCGCAUGGCUCUGGGCAGCGUGCGAGAUAAGCUCCUGGAGCUGGAUAUCACCGAAGUUGUUACUACGAGAUUUGUCCCAAUUCUCACGGCACAUUUCAAGGAUUUCUACGAAGCAGAGAGAGCUAUACGAGGGAAACAUUUGAAUAGGAGCGUUACGGAGUCGGAGGAGCUGGAUCUGGCGAUUGCUGCGAAAUACAAGGACGGAAAAUUACACCCAGCGGCGUCUUUGGCAUUCUCAGAUAUGAAGCUAGUACAGCAGGACUAUUUGCGAAACUUGACGAAGAGCGUGCUACCGAAAGUUCUGCCAGAGAGGGUUCUUGCUAGUCGAGCUGUAGCGGUUCUUGUCCAGGAACUGUUUCGUUAUGGAAGCAUAUGGUCGUUCGAUGCUUCAGGAUCGGUCAACAUUCCAAAGCCGAGACGGACAAUAUCAUUCCCACGAAUAUCACCUGGAGAUAAUGAACGCAAAUUCGAAAAGUUUGUACGAGCUAUUCGGAAGGUCAAUAAUCUAUCAGAUGCGAGAAGAUUCCGGAGUGAGAUUUCGAGUCAACUGAAAAGGGAUGCUCUGCAAGAGGGCCAAGACCCAAUAUAUCUACGGCGUCUAGAGAUAGGGAAACGAAUCUCAGACCAACGUGUCAACCAAUUAGCGGCUGGUGGAGAGAGUGUACCGACACCGAAUGCUUUAAAUCAAAAUGGAACGCAAGUCUCUAAGCUUGAGAAUGCUUCUCUAGUAGACUUGCUCCAUGAUCCUUCGGGACUUUCUUACUUUAUGGAGUUUAUGGACAGACAGAAUCUUAUGCCAUUGGUACAAUUUUGGAUCGUUGUCGAUGGCUUCCGAAAUCCACUUGAAGACGAAACUACCGAAGAUGACGAGAUACCUGCAACACUGCCACCGUGGACUAAUGCGGAUAGAGCUGAUCUUGCUCAAAUUAACGAGGCGUAUCUGGGAAAGCCAGAGCUCAAGGUCUCAGAGACGUCCAAAGCCCUGGUACGAGAAUUUCUCAAAGCUGGCAAAGAGGCAACCCCAAAACAAUACUUUCUGGCUCGAAGGGCUAUCCUCAGAGCACAAACGGCAGCUCUCAAAUCUAUGCGGGAAGGUAAUUUCCAAGCUUUCAAGAAAUCAGACCUGUUCUAUAAGUGUCUCACAUCUCAAGAGGCGUCCAAAAGCUUGGUGCCACCUCCACCGCCUUCUACACUAAACUUACUAAGACCGGAGUUAAUGGUUCAGAAACCUCAAAUGCAUCCUAGGGCAAACACUUCCCAAGCGCUUCCAACAAAAGGCAGGCCACUUUCACGGGUGUCUGCCAAACUACUGCCCAGGAGAGGUGAUCUAUAUCGAAAAGCUCCCUCUUCCACUGACUUAGCUUCUGGGGCAUAUCGAACUGCUGAUCCCCUGGCUGACUCCCGAAGUUCUUUUGAGGAAGAAAAUUCUGCGCCCUUGUUUGAUGACGACGAUAUAGACAGUGAAGGGAUGAAUAAUUCCAUACACAGUCUUGAACACGAACCCCAGGACUCAGUGCCCGAUAAUAACGUUGUUGAGGCUAUGGAAGCAGCCUUGAACAAUAUCAUGGAGGACAAUCCCGAUGUUGAAGACCUCCGGAAGUCGUUGUUUGGUGACGAGGAAAAUCUGGAACUUCCGAAUCCUAGCAUUGCUUCACAUAACGGAAAUAAUUCGACGCGGAGCUCUAUCGAUCACAAACGAGCAGAUUUGUUUGGGGAGAAGACUGAAAAGCCAAGUAUCGCAUCUCUUGGUCUUGUAAACACCUCAUCUAGAAUUGGGGUUUUCACCGAUGAUGAUUUGUUUGGUGAUGAGGAGAAAUUUCUUGACGAUGAGCAUGAAGACCCCGAAGUAGAUAAUAAGCCAGAUGAGGAAGAGGUCCAUGAAGCUGCACCGGGAGAUCUUGGCUUAGCUGAAGCUAUCACAGUCCUUACCACGGACAUUGAUAGACUUAUGGCCCAGGAUGCGGUGGUUGAUUCCCUGACAAGGAAAGCAGAGCUUACAAAUAACAACGCCGAGCUACGAAUCUUGCGAAAGUCUAAAGCGAGUUUACAACGCGAGAUCCGACGGAAAGAGCUUCAACGUCAGCAGUACGUGAUCCAAGAGAGUGACAACAGUCUUUAUGGUCGGUCUACCAUCAAAAUUAAGUCGAUCGUGGUGGGAAAGGAGGAAGAUGGACGAGAAUACGCAAUCUAUGUCGUUGAAGUGCAACGCAAUGCUGGAGAGCAGAUGCCUGCAGCGACUUGGACAGUCACCCGACGCUACAGUGAAUUCCACGAACUUCACCAACGGCUAAGGAUUAAGUAUCCUUCAAUACGAAAUCUUGAUUUCCCAAGGCGGCGUAUGGUCAUGAAACUACAGAGCGAUUUUCUGCAUAAACGAAGGAUGGCGCUUGAGAAGUACUUGCGAGAGAUUCUGCUGCUGCCAGAUGUCUGUCGUAGCCGGGAGCUUCGCGCGUUCCUUUCACAGAGUGUUAUUGGCCCCCCUAGUGAUGGCUUUUACGAUCGUGAGGAAGACAAAAAGGAUAUGAUGACUAGAUUCUACAAUACUGUCACGGAUGGCAUGGAAGACCUCUUGGGAAAUAUUCCAGUACUAGACCAGCUCUCCGUAGCAGGUCAGAACUUAUUAUCUGCUGCGACAAGCCAGCUCGUCACGAUGCCAACGACUAUCAGCGAAGACCCUCUUACAGUCGCGGAGGCAGAGGCAGAAUUAAAUGCAUUUGAAGACCGCGAAUUGGAGCCUUUUGUCAAACCCAUUUGCGACAUAUUCCUGGAAGUCUUCGAGCUCAAUCGUGGCAACAAUUGGCUACGUGGCCGGGCAGUCGUAGUAGUUCUGCACCAACUUCUCGGCGGCACCAUCGAACGAAAAGUGCGCGAUAACGUGAAAGGCUUCAUUUCAGAAGAGGCAAUCAUCAAAUACGUCAAUCUUCUUAAGGAUUCCAUGUGGCCCAAAGGCCAGCUCAAAAGGGACACCAAGCCUCGGACGGCCACCGAGAAGUCGAAAACCCGUACUGAAGCAAGCCUGAUGCUCGCUACCCUGGUACCGGAUUUGGCUGCUAGUGUUGUUGGGAGAGUAAACGCUCAGGCUGCGAGUAGGAGGAUUUUUGCAACGUUCAAUAAUCCACGAUUAAAUGCACAUCUGGUGUUUACGUUGUUAGAUGAAGUUGUUGAUGUAUUAUUUGGAGACAUUCGGGCAUAA